CUUUGUCCCAAUCAGGCGCAGGGGGAGGAUCCGCUGGCCGCUGCGGUUAUUCGGCGAGGAGUGGUGGCCGGCCGGUCGGCCCGAGUGUGAGGGGAAUUGAGGCAGCAUGUCAUCGGGAAGGGAGAACGGCGUCGAUGGCUGUAUGGAGCCCGACUUGGACUCUGAGCAGCUCCUCAGGAUUCUCUAUGGAAAAGAGGUCAGGACACUGGAUUUCCCAGAAGGCGCUGUGACUGCAUCCCUGGAGAGGGACUUUGAGCUGCGUGGUUUUGGGUUUGAGGCAGCCCCAGAGCAGCUCCGCCCGCCGCACAUUGUUAGAGUGGGGCUUGUUCAGAACAAGAUUGUCCUUCCCACCGACUCGCCGGUGUCUGACCAGAUUGCAGCUCUUCACAAACGAAUCGGGGACAUUGUGGAAGUUGCCGCCAUGUGUGGGGUAAACAUCAUCUGCUUCCAGGAGGCUUGGACUAUGCCUUUUGCCUUUUGCACCAGAGAAAAGUUGCCAUGGACAGAAUUUGCUGAAUCUGCAGAAGAGGGGCAAACACCCAGGUUUUGCCAGGAGCUUGCAAAGAAGUACAACAUGGUAGUAGUCUCUCCAAUCUUGGAGCGGGAUGAGUCUCAUGGCGACACAUUGUGGAACACUGCAGUGGUGAUUUCCAAUACCGGCAAGAUUCUUGGCAAGACCAGGAAGAACCACAUUCCCAGGGUUGGAGAUUUUAAUGAGUCUACAUAUUACAUGGAAGGGAACACUGGUCACACAGUGUUUCAGACUACAUUUGGACGGAUUGCUGUAAAUAUCUGCUAUGGUCGACACCACCCGUUGAAUUGGUUAAUGUACAGCAUUAAUGGAGCGGAAAUUAUCUUCAACCCUUCUGCUACUGUGGGGGAGCUGAGUGAACCAUUGUGGCCCAUUGAAGCCAGAAACGCAGCUAUUGCCAACAGCUGCUUCACCUGCGCCAUCAACCGAGUGGGAACCGAACAGUUCAAGAACGAGUUCACUUCUGGUGAUGGCAAGAAGGCUCAUAAGGACUUUGGACAUUUCUACGGCUCCAGCUACGUUGCUGCACCUGACGGUAGUCGGACUCCUGGUCUGUCCCGUACCAGGGACGGGUUGCUUGUUGCUGAGCUGGAUCUCAAUUUGUGCAGACAGACAAGUGAUAAAUGGGGCUUCAAGAUGACUGCGAGGCUGGAGACGUAUGCGGACGAGCUUUAUCAAGCAGUGCAGUACAACUUCCAGCCCAACAUUGUCACUGAGUAUUGACACAAGCUGGAGGCCUGGACCAGAGGGGCAGGGUUUAAUCAGCUCAGCUUCCUUCCCGUCUUUUGCCCAAGGUCACUCACUAUACUUCGGUCACUUUGUCUUGUAGAAAAAAGCUAUUAAAAAAAGAGCUGCCAACUUGAAA
Molecule: messenger RNA, 1397 nt
Organism: Leucoraja erinaceus (little skate)
Lineage: Eukaryota; Metazoa; Chordata; Chondrichthyes; Rajiformes; Rajidae
Gene: upb1
Product: ureidopropionase, beta
Exons: 10
Coding region: 107-1255 (382 amino acids)
Molecular function (GO): beta-ureidopropionase activity
Source: RefSeq, a predicted model, not a curated record